This is a messenger RNA of Aureobasidium uvarum, 1560 nucleotides long. The record is from the annotation of a GenBank genome assembly. NCBI's taxonomy places the organism in Eukaryota, Fungi, Ascomycota, Dothideomycetes, Dothideales, Saccotheciaceae.
UUCCGGCGCAAGAUGGAUUUCGAGAGCUUGAAGAGUCAGGUCAGCAAUCUGACACUUUACGACCUGAAGGCAGGCGUUCGUAAAGUGCAGAAUGGCUACAGUCAAAUCCUCAACGAGAUCAUGCCCAUGAUCUACAAACGCUUCACCGAGAAGACGGCAGAGGAAUGGCGACAGAUCUACAAGGUGAGUUCGACGGCUACACCUCUUAGAACAUGUCUAAACCACGACAGGNCCCUUCAAUUGCUCGAAUUCUUGAUCAAAAACGGCUCCGAGAGAGUCAUCGACGAUGUCCGAUCCCACCUCUCCCUCAUCAAGAUGCUGCGCCAGUUCCACUACAUCGACCAGAACGGCAAGGACCAGGGCAUCAAUGUCCGCAAUCGAUCAAAGGAGCUCACCGAACUUCUCAGUGAUGUCGACAGAAUUCGGUCUGAGCGUAAGAAGGCAAGACAGAACAAGAACAAGUACAGCGGUGUUGAGGGUGGUGCCGGUCUUGGAGGCUCAAUGUCCACCUCCAGCAGCAGAUAUGGCGGCUUCGGCAGCGAGUCUGCUCCUGGAGGCUACGGCGGAGCUACAAGACAAGUCUACGGCGAUGGCGGUGGUUUCGGAGGCGAGACGGUACAAGACGACUGGGAAGAGCGAAGCCAGAGCCGCAGCAGGGGUCAAGACCGAUUUGACGAAUACGACGAGUACGACGAGGGCACAUCAGCAGCACCACCAAGAAGAAAGGCAGAGCCCUCAAGAAGCGGAACCAAGACAUCAACAGCAGCAGCAAAGAAGCCUGAACCUCCCAAGCCCAAGGAACCCGAGGUUGACCUUUUCGAUUUUGGAGACGAGCCAUCCUCGAUUGCAGCCCCUGCCAUGCCUGCCAUGUCCUCCAACGGCAAGCAGCCAGCUGAUGACGGGUUCGGUGCUCUCCAGUCUGGCGGUGUGGACGACGAUGACUUUGAUGACUUCCAAUCUGCUGCCCCAGCUGCUGCUGCUCCUGCUCCAGCACUUGCAGCAGCUUCCAAGCCCAACUACACUCCCAACUACACAGCGAUCGCACCUCCUGUCUCUGCCGCCACACCCAACACUCAAUUCGCACAGCCUCAACCAAGACAGGGCACUAACAACGCUGCCUUCAGCAAUCUCUUCUCCACCACAUCACCAGUCACCGGCGCAGCAGCACCACCGCCUCAGAACAUUGCAUCGCCAAUGUCAGCAACUCAACCACGUGCAGGUGGCUUCCAGAAUGCACAGCCCAACUACUUCACAUCUGUCAGUGCCACCCAGUCACAGCCGGCAUCGACAGUGGCAUCUCNNCCCGGUGUCAAGUCGCCAAUUGGAGGUGCUCCCAAGCCCAAGGCUAGCGGUGACGCCUUUGCGACUCUCUUGUCUGGCACCAACCUCAAGAAGUCGGGCACCCCCGGCAACAAGGGACCUACCAUGGCAGACAUGGCCAAGCAAAAGGCCAGCGCUGGUAUCUGGGGGACAACAAGCUCGUCUAGUCCCGCUACACCAUCUGCUCCUCAGUACGGCGGCCAGAAGACUGGCGGAGCUAUGGAUGAUUUGCUUGGAUAA